GGCUGAGAAUCGCUCCGUCGUUUGAGUUGAUAGAGAGACACGGGGCGCGACGCUGAAGCUGGGCUGGGCCGGGCUUGACUGGCUGAAUAUUGAGGCGCUUAGUUCUAGAAACAAGAGAUGUGGCGGGGCGAGGUUUGUGUCUGGCUUUCUGGGUUUCUGGGAGGGGAAGAAACUCUCUUGUCGGUUUAUGACGGCGACGAGUUUUUUGCAGGGCGAGUUGGUGCGGGACGAAGAAUUUUAUACGGGACCACGCACGAGAGAGAAAGAAAAAAUGAAAUGCAUUGGGGUGCUGGGGAAAGAUGGACAGGCCUUGCAGAGGGUACAGGUACGGGCACAGGUACAGGUACGGGCACAGGUACAGGUACAUUGGCGCAAUGGCUGGGGAGGAAAGAGUGGGACUCACGAGAGCGUCAGGGUUUAUGUUAUUUUGGAGCGCGACCAAAGCGAGAAACCCAGCGCUGUGGGAGCCAGACAGAGUGCAGAGGCAGCACAGUAUCGUUCCAGCGGAGGUACGAUCCGAUAGCAAGGAGAGUACAGUACUGCAGAGUCUGACCCAGUGCCAGUGCCAGUGACGCUGAGGGGAGGGGGUGUGGCAAUCGGGUUAUUUCCGUCGUAGCGCGAGCGAGUUCUGCGCUUGGAGGAGAGAUUCCGGCACUUCAAAGUCUGGACGAGAGACGGGCUCUUGUUGUGGUGCCAAUUGCCUGCGCGUUCCUGGAGCUUGAGAGGCGCGUUGCAGGCACUCAAGCAGUCAAUCAAUCAAUCAAUUCCCUUGCCUGACGACUGGGGGGGUCCGGCGUUUGUUGGUGCAGGAUCACGGUGAGGAGUG
This is a messenger RNA of Trichoderma harzianum CBS 226.95, 826 nucleotides long. RefSeq lists its product as hypothetical. Lineage: Eukaryota; Fungi; Ascomycota; Sordariomycetes; Hypocreales; Hypocreaceae. Bases 118 to 552 code for a protein of 144 amino acids. The transcript has 2 exons. The record is from RefSeq and is a predicted model, not a curated record.